UGUUCUAUGAUAAAAAUUUGAACGCAUAUUCUGUGAGCCGUUUUAAAAAAAUUCAGCAAUUUUUGUAGCUUCUUUUAUGUUGUGUUCUUCAAUGAGUCGAAAAUAAAUAAGAUGUCUUUCCCAAGAGAUAAUGAACCUAUUCAUAAUAAGCUACAUUUUAUAGAAAUUGAUGAUGGAACUUGCUGUGGACAAAAAAGUCUCAAUAUCGUAGUUAAAAAAGAUGAUGAGGGUAUCUUGCUUAUAAAACUGAGAGAUGAAAACAAUUUUCUUUUCAACUACACGACUGUGAUACAUAGAAACAAUUUUCCAAUAAUGAAGAAGGAGCAAUCCUUAGAUAUAGACUUUGAUGAAUUUGAGAAACAUCUCUUAGAAAUGCUCUUGCUGAAUUUGAGUAAAGAAAUGUUGAUGAAAUGUGAAGUUAAUUCCAGUAGGUCAAAGUGCCGAGUAAUAUUUUAUGAAAAAUCUAAAAUUAAGAAUUUGAUCCUGCUAUCCAUCGAAAUGGCCAUCACUAGUCAAAAAGAUUUAUUCGAAGAAAUGGAAACUAAUAUGAAAACGCUACAGGACACCAAUCGGGGUUUGUCAAAGCAAAUUGUAGAUUUGUCAAAGAAGUUGACUCUGAAAGAUAAUGAAAUAACUGAAAGUAGAGUGUAUAUCGGAGAAUUAGAAAGAAAAUUCAGACAGGAUAUGCAGAGUGUCAACAAAGUUUUCUUCUAUUGUUUGAGACAGUGCGAGUCUUUACUCACUGAGAAAGUAUCAGAAGUUUCUGGUAAAAUAGUGAAAGUCAUUUCCGACAUCAAAAUUGUAAAAAAUGAGAAUUAUUCAAAGUCUGAAUCUAGUUCAAGGUUAUUGAAAAGAAUGGAAAAAAUGAGAUUGGAUAAUUUGGACAAUCUUUCCCUGAUAGACAGGUUGAAGAUGGAUUGUAUGAAUUUAGAAAAGGUUAACAAAAACCUGGAGAGUGAAAUUUUCCACAUGACUAAAACGAACCAAGAAAAUGAAAAUAAAAUUAAGGAAUUGGAAAAUCAAAUAAUGGAAUAUAUAAGGGAUUUAGAGAAUUCGGCCAUAGCUAUUGCUAAAAAAACUGAACAAUAUACCGAAUUGAAAGAAGACAUGGAGCAAGCCAAUCAAGUGAUAAGAAACUACAAUAAACAUUACGAUUCCAAAGCACAAGAGGUGGAAGAACUUAUGGAAGUAAUCAAGUCUAAAGACGAACUCAUAAAAGAGCAGAUAUUUCAAAACAAUCAGCUCUUCAAAGAAUUUCACGAGUACAAAGUAAAGUUCAAUGACGAAGAAACGGAAAGGAUGAUGGUGGAAUUGACACAGGCUCAAGACAAGAUAAAAACAUUGGAGAAAGAAAAGAGAGAAAUGGUCAAACUAAACGGCCUCCUCACGAAGAAAAUAUCAUCUUCCACAUUGUUUGCAGAGCAGAGGAAUUGAUGAAAGAUUUGCUACUUUUUGUGUUUUAUGAAAAGAUGCUGUUUUAUGUUUUUGUUUAUAUAAUAUUUUAUUUUUUUAACGUUUUUUAAAUAAAUCAAACUACUUUUGUUUUUCUCUAUGAAAUAAA
Molecule: messenger RNA, 1561 nt
Organism: Coccinella septempunctata (seven-spotted ladybird)
Lineage: Eukaryota; Metazoa; Arthropoda; Insecta; Coleoptera; Coccinellidae
Product: chromosome partition protein Smc-like
Exons: 9
Coding region: 112-1434 (440 amino acids)
Source: RefSeq, a predicted model, not a curated record